GUGGUUGUUGGCGUUGCUGUCAUAAGUCAGACAUCAACACAGGAGGGGAGAGCUCGUCGUCACGAUGCAGUUCCUGGGGCGUCUUUUGGACACGGUGUCGUCCGUAUCCACCCUGUUCACCAACCCUUACCGGGUGAGGGACGUCCAGCUGUCCGACUACGGUGGGGGAGAGAAGAUCAAAGUGAGGCAGGAAGGACGUCUGGUUCUCUAUAAGAAUGCCCAGUGCCAGUCGUGGGAUUGUGUGCUAAUGUGCCCCGACACACCUGCGGCGGCCCUGAGGCUUUUCCAGGUGGCAGCAGAAGAGGAUGCCAUGAACUGGUUCCCGCAGUAUGCACUUAAGCUUCCGCCCUUUUACGACAUACUCCCGCCAAUGAAGGCUGAGACCGCCCAGAUGAUCGUGGACUGCCUGCGUAACCACCCGGAUUGGAGCGCCGCUCACAUCGCUGUGGACACAGGCCUCAGGGAGUGUCUGAAACACAACUACGUACAGAGUCAGAUCAACGCUCGGGACGCGCUCGGUCAGACGCCGCUGCAUCUGGCGUGCGAGCGAAGCGACGCGGCUUGCGUGAAGGAGCUCCUCGAUGAGAGCCAGGCUCGCACGGACUGCAGAGACCAGCAGGGAGAGACGCCCAUGCACAUUGCCGCCAAGCACGACUCACCCGCCGUCAUCCAGGUGUUGUGCUCGCGCUUGUGCUCGGGAGUGAACGAGCUGAACAACAGCGGGGAGACGCCGCUCCACGUUUCCUGCCGCCUGGGCCGAGUGGAGGCCGUCAAAGCCCUCUUGGGAGGCGGGGCCAAGUGCAACGUCCCCGGCGGCGGCGGCUACCCGAUCCACUCUGCCAUGAAGUACAGUGAGAAGAGCUGUACAGAGGAGAUCCUGAAAGCAGACCCUGACCAGCUGCAUGCAGAAGACUCUUUGUAUGGAGGCACGCCCCUCCACUGGGCUAAAACAGCCGAGAUGUGUCGCAUGCUGCUGGAGAGGGGCAGCGCCAUCAACUACCUCAGUGAGACAGGCGAGAGUGCCCUCCACAUUUGCACCAAGAAGGGUCGCUUCGAGGCAGCCAUGGUCUUGCUCACGCACGGCGCCAACGCCAACCUGAAGGGGCAGGACGGCAACACGGCGUUGCACCUCGCCAUGAAAAUGGAUCACAUGGAGUUAAUCAAAGCUCUGAUCGUGUUCGGGGCCGACGUGGAGAUCCACAACGACUUGGGAGAGACGCCGGGGCUGAUCGCUGCUCGUACCAGCAAAGGUCCCAAUAGAAAAAUACUACUGGACAUGCUGUGUAGUGUGGGUGUGCAACGCUGCCUGCCCCCCUCCCCUAGCAGCCCUCCGCCCAUCACCAACAAGGCCGCGGCGCCAGGCAUAGGGUUUGAGGACAUUGUGCACCUGGGGGCUGUGAUCGCCGCAAUGAGCAGAGGCAAGUCGGAAGUGGACGGUUCCAAGAUGGACAACAGGAGGAUGGACACUCUGGUGUGUCUGGACGGGGGAGGAAUCAGGGGAUUGGUCCUGAUCCAGAUGCUAAUCGCUCUGGAGAAAGAGGCCGGCCGUCCCACCAGGGAGCUCUUCGACUGGGUGGCUGGCACCAGCACAGGCGGCAUCCUGGCUCUCGCUAUCGUCCACGGGAAGUCCAUGGAGUACCUCCGCUGUUUGUACUUUCGAAUGAAGGAGCAGGUGUUCAGAGGCUCGCGACCUUACGAAUCGGCCCCGCUGGAGGACUUUCUGAAGAAAGAGUUUGGAGAGAACACCAAAAUGACAGACGUUCAGUAUCCCAGGGUGAUGGUGACCAGUGUUCUGGCAGACAGACACCCAGGAGAGCUUCACAUUUUCAGGAACUACGACCCCCCCGUCCGCAGAGAGACCCCGUACGCCACCACCGCCACCUUCAAAGCCCUCACCAUCCCGCGAGGAUGGGAGGAUGAGGAUGUGUUGCUAGUAGGAUACACAGUGGAACCAGCCAAUAAGCAUAGGAAGGUGACAGACGAAGAGCAACUUGUGUGGCGAGCGGCCCGCUCCAGUGGCGCUGCCCCCACCUACUUCCGGCCAAUGGGACGCUUCCUGGAUGGAGGGCUGUUGGCCAACAACCCUACGCUCGACGCCAUGUCAGAGGUCCAUCAGUACUACAAAGUGCUAAAAGCAGAGGGUCAUGGGGUGGAAAUCAAGAAGUUGGGUCUAGUUGUUUCUCUUGGGACUGGAAAGCCUCCCCAGGUGGCGGUGAGUUCUGUGGACGUUUUCCGACCCUCCAAUCCUCUGGAGUUGGCCAAGAGCAUUGUAGGAGCCAAGGAGCUGGGCAAGAUGCUGGUGGACUGCUGUACGGACUCUGAUGGCUGCGCUGUGGACCGAGCCACUGCCUGGUGUGAAAUGAUCGGCACCAUCUACCACAGACUGAGCCCGCAGCUUUCCCAGGAGGUGAUGCUGGACGAAGUGAGCGACACCAUUCUGGUGGACAUGCUGUGGGAAACGCAGAUGUACCUGUACGACAAGAGGGUGGUGCUGCAGUCCCUGGCCAAAGCGCUAGUGGACAACUAAAAAAGUCUUUACAUUUACACUGUUUAAGUUAGCAUCUGCAAAUAUGUGACUGACAUUUGACCCCUCAUCACAAACGUCUCAAGCCGAACAACAGGGAGCCUGCUCCACUCGUGAUAGUUUUGUGUGUGUCUUUUACAUUUACCUCUAAUAUAUGUGUGUGUGUGUGUGUGUGUGUGUGUGUGUGUGUGUGUGUAUGUUUAUAUAUAUAUCUUAUAUCUUAUAUUCCACAUGUUGGUCAUCUCACCCUUUGUUGCACUUUGGACUCAACCACCUCUGAUAACAUAUUCUCAAUAGGAUUUUACACACAUGUACUAUACAUUCACUGGACACAAGCAAGUGACUUCCAAAUUCAAGAACUGUUAAAGCUGUGUUGUCAAUUCAAAUUGUUAUCUUUGUCGAAGCAGAAUUUUUGAUACAGCUCUUGAAUUAGAUGUCAUUAGACAGUGCCGCUGUACCUAAUAAAGUGGCAGGACGUUGCUUGAAACUACUUGAAAGACAAACUGAAGACCAACUGGAAUGGGACACUCAACUUGUACUAUUCUGUUUUGUAUACUUUAAAUAGCGAUUAAUGUUGAAUGUCAAAUAAAAAUGGUUUACAUAAUCUGCAAA
Molecule: messenger RNA, 3136 nt
Organism: Phycodurus eques (leafy seadragon)
Lineage: Eukaryota; Metazoa; Chordata; Actinopteri; Syngnathiformes; Syngnathidae
Gene: pla2g6
Product: phospholipase A2, group VI (cytosolic, calcium-independent)
Exons: 19
Coding region: 65-2527 (820 amino acids)
Biological process (GO): cardiolipin acyl-chain remodeling; positive regulation of ceramide biosynthetic process
Cellular component (GO): mitochondrion
Molecular function (GO): protein binding
Source: RefSeq, a predicted model, not a curated record